GGGCUUCAACGGCCCAUUUAGCUCUCGCUUGUCGAACAUGAUGUUUUUGGGGAAAUGGAGUAGAGGAUAUCCGUGUCUUUGCCAAUUCUUCAUGGCUUUUUCCGUUUUAUUUUACUCCGACUCUGAGAUCUGGCAAAAUGACGUCCCAACUUGGUUAUGAGCCAAUACACUGUAUUACAGGAAUCCAACGGUUGAUAGCUUUUCAUAGCUUCUUUUAGCUUUAUUUUGGAUGUGUUAUACAGGUUAUUGAAAAAAGUAUGGAAUCUUGGCGAGCUUUGGGCUGGAGAGUGUAAGACAGAUGGAGAAGAGUAGGGGAAGGAAGGUGAUGAAAGACAAGGAGGAAGCAGUUGAUGAUGAUCCUUGGUGGUGGUUGGUUCACAAGGGAAUUGCGGCCUCAUUUAUGUGCAUUGCUAUGUUUGCAUUAUUAGUGAGAGUGGCCGUAUCGUUACAUCCUUAUUCUGGUGCUGGGAAUCCUCCCAAGUAUGGGGACUUUGAGGCACAGAGGCAUUGGAUGGAGAUCACCCUUAAUUUGCCAGUUAAGGAAUGGUACCGUAACAGCACAACCAAUGAUCUCAGCUAUUGGGGACUAGACUAUCCUCCCCUUACUGCCUACCAGAGUUAUAUCCAUGGUCUAUUUCUCAGAUUCUUCCAUCCUGAAUCAGUUUCUCUCUUUACUUCUCGAGGCCAUGAAUCUUAUUUUGGAAAACUCCUCAUGAGGUGGACGGUUUUAUCCUCUGAUGCACUAAUGUUCUUUCCUGCAGUCUUCUAUUUUGUCAUUGUAUACUAUGCUGGCCGCCCACAUGGCCAGAAAACUGAUAUAGCAUGGCACAUUGCAAUUAUGUUACUGAAUCCGUGUCUGAUGCUAAUAGAUCAUGGUCAUUUUCAGUACAAUUGUAUCAGCUUGGGCCUUACUGUUGGAGCUGUUGCUGCUGUUCUUUCUAACAAAGAACUAGUAGCUUGUUUCUUGUUCAGUCUUGCUCUCAACCAUAAACAGAUGAGUGCAUAUUUUGCACCUGCAUUUUUCAGUCAUCUUUUUGGAAAAUGUAUUAGGCGCCAGAAUCCACUUCUUGAAGUAUCAAAACUGGGCCUUGUAGUCUUGGGAACAUUUGCUCUUGUUUGGUGGCCAUAUCUCCAUUCUAUGGAAGCCUUUUUAAGCGUUCUCUCUCGUCUUGCUCCUUUUGAGAGGGGCAUAUAUGAGGAUUAUGUGGCUAACUUUUGGUGCACCACCUCAGUUCUUAUAAAAUGGAAGAGAAUGUUCACAACACAGUCACUGAAGCUUCUCAGCCUUGGUGCUACUUUUUCUACUUGUUUGCCUUCAAUGGUUCAGCAGAUACGUGCUCCAAGCAACCAAGGUUUCCUUUAUGGACUGCUGAAUAGUGCAUUCUCAUUCUAUAUGUUCUCAUUUCAAGUGCAUGAGAAGUCAAUUUUGCUGCCUCUUCUGCCCGCAAGCCUUUUGGCACUGGAAGAACCUUUUCUUCUCAAAUGGAUCACAUUCUAUGCUUUGUUCUCUAUGUUCCCCCUUCUAUGUCGUGACAAACUGAUUCUGCCAUACGUUGCACUGUCUGCUCUAUUCAUCCUUAUUUAUCACGUGCCAAGUGGAAGGCAAGAUCGAAGGGAAAGACUUUCGUUCAAUUCCUUUGUGACAACCUUACUCAUGUUGUGCUCAGUUGUUCUUCAUAUUGUUUACAUAACCAUGAAGCCCCCCAAUAGAUAUCCUUUCCUUUUUGAAGCUGUGAUUAUGUGUCUCUGCUUCUCACAGUUCGUGGUGCUUAGUUUUUACAGUAACGCAAAGCAAUGGGCGUUGAAACGCACCAUUUUCAUGGAUAAAGAAAAGAAACUUGUUUGAU
Juglans microcarpa x Juglans regia is the source of this 1847-nucleotide messenger RNA. RefSeq names its product probable dolichyl pyrophosphate Man9GlcNAc2 alpha-1,3-glucosyltransferase. Lineage: Eukaryota; Viridiplantae; Streptophyta; Magnoliopsida; Fagales; Juglandaceae. Gene Ontology annotation, molecular function: dolichyl pyrophosphate Man9GlcNAc2 alpha-1,3-glucosyltransferase activity. The transcript is spliced from 7 exons. Gene Ontology annotation, biological process: protein N-linked glycosylation. Bases 299 to 1846 code for a protein of 515 amino acids. Gene Ontology annotation, cellular component: endoplasmic reticulum membrane. The record is from RefSeq and is a predicted model, not a curated record.